Messenger RNA from Macadamia integrifolia, 2145 nucleotides. RefSeq names its product protein ACCELERATED CELL DEATH 6-like. The transcript is spliced from 3 exons. The record is from RefSeq and is a predicted model, not a curated record. Gene Ontology annotation, cellular component: plasma membrane. The coding region runs from base 232 to 1992 and encodes 586 amino acids. Gene Ontology annotation, molecular function: protein phosphatase regulator activity; protein phosphatase 1 binding. Lineage: Eukaryota; Viridiplantae; Streptophyta; Magnoliopsida; Proteales; Proteaceae.
AUAGUAGAAAUUUGAUGAGGCCAGCACACCAGGGGUAGAUGACGGUGUAAUGGAGACUAUUGGUUUUCGUUUUUCCACGGCUUCACGCGGUGGCGGUCUCACCUUUUACUUUUACGAACUGUUUCUGUGCCUUUUCCUCGUCUCCCCAUGGUCUCUUUCCACUUAAUCUAAAAGCCUUGUGGACUUCUCCGUUGCUUCUCCAUCCCACCUAAAGUCUUGUUGUAUGAGGCCAUGGAUCUUCAAUUCUACAGGGCUGCAAAACUUGGCGACAUCACACUUCUCAGACGACUAGUGAAUGAAGAUCCUAGCCGGCUGCUGCGAGUAACUCCACAAGCAGAGAACACGGCCAUUCACGUUUCCGUGAGUUUUGGUCACAUAGAAAUCGUGAAGGAAGUGUACGCAGUGCUUCUCCAACACAACUCAAGUUUAGAGGGUGACACCGACUAUAGCAGAAGCUUAUCGCUUCUCACACAGGUGAACUCAAAAGGUGAUACUGCCCUACAUGUAGCGGCCAGAGAAGGCCACACUUCCGUAGCUGAAUUUCUCAUCCAAAAGAUUCUGCCUUGGCCUUCUGACAAUGAUGUAGAAAGUGGCUCAAAUAGUUCUUCAUCACUUGCUCGUGAGAAAAUAAGGAUGAGAAACAAGACCAAAAACACAGCCCUGCACGAAGCUGUCCGAAGUAAUAAUCUUGUAAUGGUGAAUUUGCUGACCGGUGCAGACCCUGAUUUAGGGCAUCCCAACUAUGAUGUUGAUGUGGAAGGUGGGGAGUCUCCACUCUUCCUGGCUGCUAGAAGCGGAUCCUCGAAAAUCCUCAAUCAAAUCUUUCGAAUUUGUCCAUCUCCAGCUCACGAUGGGCAACAUGGCCGGACGGCUUUACAUGUCGCGGUCAUUGAGGGUCACCUAGGUGUGGUGAAAAUGCUCUUAGAGAAGGAAAGAGAAAUUGUGAAUAAAGUAGAUGAAAAUGGAAGGACCGCUCUCCACUAUGCGGCGUCCAAAACAUGGGGCCACAAGAUAGUAAAGCAGUUGCUAAUGCAUGAUACUUCCAGCGUGUAUAAAUUAGACAAAGAUGGUCUCUCACCACUUCACAUCGCAGCUUUUGGAUCAAGUAUUAAAGUAUUUAAAGAGCUCAUCCAAUGUUGCCCAGAUUCUGUGGAGUUGCUGGACAAAAAAUGUCGCAAUGUUCUUCACUUUGCUGUGAUUAGUAAGAACUACAAGAAAAUCAGGUAUGUCUUACAACAAUUAGAGCUUAAGGAAAUCGUAAACCAACCAGAUGAUGAUGGAAACACCCCACUUCACCACGCGGCCAAACAAUGUGAUUUGGGUCAUAUGGGACUUCUUUGUUCAAAUAGGAGAGUCGAUCUAAAGGCCAUGAACAACAAUGGCGAAACAGCUAUUGAUAUUUAUAUCAUGAACCUGAUCCCUAUAGACAGAUUAGCAGUGACGCUUAGUUUGAGUAUGAUUAACCUACAUACCAAGACGACAGCUUCUGCGCGAGCAGAUUAUGCACUAAGUGUAAGAGGAGAAGAAAAAUGGAUUAUAGGAGGAGUGAUCGAGGAGGAAAUAGACAAUGACUCGAAUAAGCAAGAGGAAGUAGCAACUGUAAGAUCAGAUGUUAAACAGUGGGAAAAGAAAAUGGGGAAAAUCCUCCAUAUUGUAGCAUCUCUUACUGCCACCACCGGCACCUUCGCAGAUGUUUUUCAAGUCAUCGGUAGCUACAAUAGCGUUGAUGGAAAGCCAAUACUCCUCGACAAGGGAUCCUUCCAAAAAUUUCUUCAGUACUAUGCGAUAGCUAUGCGUCGUUCUUGGAUUGCCUUUUUGUUUGUCAUGCUGAUCAUCGAAUUAGUUGGCUGCGAACUUUUUUAUUCUUUCUUGUUGAAACUAGCUAGAAUUUUCAUAUACGUUGGGCUUAAGCUCAUAGCGUUCUUGGAGGGCUCCAGGCACCGCUACCUCAUUUUGUUAGUCUUCAGUGUUUUUCUUUCAAUGUCUUCUUGAAUUGAAUAAUGUAAUGCUGUGCUCUCUCUUGUAUUCCUUGAGAACGCCCUCAACCACUGUUGUCUCUUGUGCUUAUGGUUUUUCUCUUUCAUUUUGAAGUCUUUCUAUGUUAAGAAUUUGAUUAAUCCAUUUUAAGCAUAUUUUAUUGUUGUA